UCUGUUAUUUUCUCGUUGCUUUUUUCUGCAAAACAACCAAAUCUUUCUCUCUUCUCCAUUUUCAAUACCUCAAUUUUGAGUUCGUUGCUGCAAUUGAAAUCUGGGUUUAGAGACGAGAAGAAAGGCAAAAGAUGUAUCAUCCUACUAGAGGUGGCGUUCGCGGUGGUCGAGAUCAAUUUAGCUGGGAUGAUGUGAAGGUUGAUAAACAUCGAGAAAAUUAUAUAGGUCAUAGUAUCAAAGCAGCAGUUGGGAGAUGGCAGAAAGGGAAAGAUCUUCAUUGGUACACCCGUGAUAAGAAAGCCCAGGAAAAGGAUACGGAGGCAGCAAAAGAAGAAAUACGUAGGAUUAAAGAAGAGGAGGAACAGGCAAUGAGGGAGGCUCUGGGCUUAGCUCCUAAGCGUGCCACACGUCCUCAGGGUACUCGGCUAGACAAGCAUGAGUUUUCUGAACUUGUGAAGAGAGGUUCAACAGCAGAAGACUUGGGAGCAGGGCAUUCUGAAGCAGCUCGGGUAGAUGGUCUUGGUUUCUCAAAAUUGCCCAAACCUUGGGAAGAACCAAGUUCAACAUCGGCUUUUCCAUCUAAUCCGGUUGAUGAGCCUGUAGAAAAGAUUAAUGCAAGUCUCCCUGCUGUUGCACCCCUACAGAAUGAAGAAGAGUCGGAGGAUGAAAGGAGCCAAAAGAAGAAGAGGCGAGAAGAGAAGAGACGGGAAAAGGAUGAGAGGCGAGAGAAGCGACAUUCUCAUGAUACAAAUGAUAGGAGGAAACAUUCCCACGAUUCAGAUGACAGGAGGAAACGUACCCGUGAUUCAGACGAUAAGAGGAAACAUACCCGUGAUUCAGAUGACAGAAAGAAACACAAGAAAGACAAGGAGAAGAGAAGAAGACAUGAUUCUGAUUCAGAUUAAACUUGAAUAAUCCUUGGGUAGUUAUUGUGUCCUUGCUAUCUUUUACCUUAACAAUUGCAUUCUGAAUACUUGUGUUGGAUACAGUUGGAUACCUUCCUUUUUGCCGUGUAUCUCAGAAUGAAGUGUUAUAGUUCAAAUUUGUGUUGUGUUUUUAGAGGAAAAGGAUCAAAUAUACCCUCUACUUUCAUUUA
This is a messenger RNA of Solanum dulcamara, 1096 nucleotides long. RefSeq lists its product as uncharacterized. The record is from RefSeq and is a predicted model, not a curated record. The transcript has 4 exons. NCBI's taxonomy places the organism in Eukaryota, Viridiplantae, Streptophyta, Magnoliopsida, Solanales, Solanaceae. Bases 132 to 905 code for a protein of 257 amino acids.